Molecule: messenger RNA, 663 nt
Organism: Moneuplotes crassus
Lineage: Eukaryota; Ciliophora; Spirotrichea; Euplotida; Euplotidae
Source: the annotation of a GenBank genome assembly
GUGAAAGAAAUUAGAAUUCUCAAGAAGGUUAAUCAUCCAAAUAUCGUUAAAAUGUAUGAGGCUAUUGAUACAUCAACUUAUGUAUACUUAUCCACAGAGUACAUCUCUGGCCCAUCUUUGCUGAAAUAUCUGAAAUCAAAACCAGACAGGAUAAUGGAGGAAGAAGAAGUAAGACUAAUCUGGAAACAGGUAGUCCAAGCAAUAGCCUAUCUUCACAGUAAGAAUAUUUCACACAGAGAUAUUAAGCUGGAGAAUAUCUUAUUGACAAAGGACUUAAAGACAGUCAAACUAAUCGAUUUUGGUUUCUCUACUGUAUGAUCUCCUUACAAAAAGCUAAAGAUCUAUUGUGGCACACCAUCCUACAUGUCACCUCAAAUCGUACAGAGAAGAGAGUAUCAUGGCCUUCCUGCUGACAUAUGGGCCUGUGGUAUCCUUCUUUUCACUAUGUUCUGUGGAAGAUUCCCAUUCAAAGGUUCUUCAGACAGAGAACUAUACCGUAAGAUCCAGAGAGGGUUAUACAACACUCCUGAUCAUGUUCCGUGCCAGGUAAAAGGUUUGUUGACCAAGAUUCUCAAUAUUGAUCCAAUAAAGCGGAUCACUGCUGACGAAAUUCUUGAACAUGAUUGGGUUAAAAAGUAAAAUUUCUGAUUCAAUUCAAAUAAA